AUGGCGGCGCUGCCCGUAACCAAGAUGGCGGUGGGGGCGAGGCCACGUGGGCAGGACGUUGGGCGGCGCGGGGGAGUGACGUCACGCGGGCAGGAGGGCGAUGCUGGCGGCGGAGGUGGCGGGGAGCGCGCGAGCGCUCGUGAAGCGGGCGGGGCCGCGCGCCAUGACAUACUGGGGAGGAUCAGGCCCAUGCAGGGGCCAGGGGCCUCGUGAUGGCCCGUCAGAGCCUUGUUGACACUUGUCACGCAGGUGGCCGGCCUGGGAAACUAUGGGUUGUGGGGCACACGGCACAGUGUGGGCAUGGAGGUGCUGGAUCGGCUGGCCCGGCAGCUGGCGGUGGCCGAGGGCUGGCGAGUGGACAAGCGAUGCUGUGCUGAUGUGACCCUGGCCACAGCCCACGGCCUGGAGCUGGUGCUGCUCAAGCCACGGCGGUUCAUGAACCUCAAUGGGCUCAGCGUCGCCAGUGCUGCUGAGAUCUACAGCCUUGGCCCUGGAGACAUUUACCUGGUUCAUGAUGACCUGGACAAGGCCCUGGGCAAGGUGGCAAUCAAGCUGGGAGGCAGUGCAAGGGGACACAACGGGGUCCAAUCCUGCAUCAGUGCUUUGCACUCCAAUGAGAUGACCCGGCUCAGGAUCGGCAUCGGGCGGCCAGAGGGUGAUGUGACAGUGCCCAACUACGUCCUGUCUCCGUUCAGUGCUGGGGAGCGGGAGAAGCUGGAGCACAUCCUGGCCCAGGCAGUGACCUGCCUGCUGGAGCACAUCCAGAGCCGCGCACCUACAGAGCCUGGGGACAGGGGCUGACACAAAACCCCGGAGAUCCUUGUGGCUGAUGGAAAGGUGGUACGGGCUCUCCAGAGUGACCAUGGUGCAGAGCAGAGCUGGCCCAGCCUGG
Sturnus vulgaris (Common starling) is the source of this 892-nucleotide messenger RNA. NCBI's taxonomy places the organism in Eukaryota, Metazoa, Chordata, Aves, Passeriformes, Sturnidae. The record is from RefSeq and is a predicted model, not a curated record.